Magnolia sinica is the source of this 1747-nucleotide messenger RNA. RefSeq names its product probable protein phosphatase 2C 57. Gene Ontology annotation, biological process: protein dephosphorylation. Gene Ontology annotation, molecular function: cation binding; protein serine/threonine phosphatase activity. NCBI's taxonomy places the organism in Eukaryota, Viridiplantae, Streptophyta, Magnoliopsida, Magnoliales, Magnoliaceae. The transcript is spliced from 4 exons. The record is from RefSeq and is a predicted model, not a curated record. The coding region runs from base 339 to 1478 and encodes 379 amino acids.
GGAAGUCGACCCACGUGGAAAUCAGCUUCCUUUCACACACACACACUCACGAAGACAAAACAGAAGCGUCGUCUCUUCCGCAGCGGCAACAGCAGCAGCAGCAGCAGCAGCUCUUCCUCAAAACCCUAAACGUGUCUUCUGCCAACCGUUGCGUGCACGCUGCAAGAAACGUGAUCUCCAAGCGAUCUCUCCUCAGAAAUACUAAAAAAAAAAAAAAACCUAAAUUUGUUUUUUUCCUUCCUUGGAAAGCUUCUUUCGUUAGAUUCCGAAGGAGAUUAGGGUUAGGGUUUUGGAGGGAGGGAUGUUUGUAGUGGUGGUUGGAGAGGUGGGAGAGGAAGAUGGAGGGUGGUAAAAGAGGAGAGAAUGGAAGCUCCAGCGAGAGUCGGCCUCCCAACCCUCUCGCUGCGGCUUAUCGACAGUCUUUCAGCAGCAGCGGUAGCAGCAGCCGCAUCGCUGCCUCUUGCACGAAUUCCCUCGUUCGCCAUCCCUCUCUUGUGAGGAUGACGACAUCGGGUGUUUCCCUUGAGAUUGAAGAGGGUAGGGAAGGCUGCGAGACGGAGUUCAUCCCAAUUGUUCGUUCAGGGGGUUGGGCAGAUAUUGGGUUCCGACAAAGCAUGGAGGAUGUAUAUGUUUGUGUCGACAAUUUCAUGCAUGAUUAUGGGUUUAACAAUUUCGGUGAAGAACCCGGAGCCUUCUAUGGGGUAUUUGAUGGUCAUGGUGGAAAGCAUGCUGCCGACUUUGCUUGUGACAAUUUGCCUAGAUUCAUUGUAGAGGAUGAAGAUUUCCCAAGAGAGAUAGAGAGGGCGGUUGCCUCUGCCUUUCUGCGGACGGAUACUGCUUUUGCUGAAGCUUGCUCCAUGGAUGCAGAUCUUGCUUCUGGUACCACUGCACUGGCUGCCCUUGUUAUUGGAAGGUCGUUGUUGGUGGCAAAUGCUGGAGAUUGCCGGGCUGUGCUCUGCCGCCGGGGCAAGGCCAUUGAGAUGUCGAGGGACCACAAGCCGGUCUGCAUUAAAGAGAAGAAGCGGAUAGAAGCAUGCGGAGGGUACGUCUACGAUGGCUACCUCAACGGCCAACUCAAUGUUGCCCGGGCCCUUGGAGACUGGCACAUGGAGGGGCUGAAGGGGCAGGAUGGCGGGCCCCUAAGUGCAGAGCCAGAGCUGAUGAAGAUGGGGCUGACAGAAGAGGAUGAGUUCCUGAUAAUGGGAUGUGAUGGCAUCUGGGAGGUGUUCCGCAGCCAGAAUGCGGUGGAUUUUGCCCGUAGGAAGCUGCAGGAGCACAAUGAUCCCGUGAUGUGUUGCAAAGAGCUGGUGGAUGAGGCACUGAAGAGGAAGAGCACCGAUAAUCUGGCUGUUGUUGUGGUGUGCUUCCAGUCAAAGCCACCGCCAAAUUUGGUUGCACCAAGGGGGCGGGUGCAGCGAAGCAUUUCUGCUGAGGGCCUGAAAGAGUUGCAGGGCUUCUUGGAUAGUUUGGAGAUCUGAUAGGUGUUGGUGGUGACCCAGUUUUACAGGGGGGUCUAUUUUUUUUUUUUUUUUGCCCUUUUUCUUUUCCUUUUUUGGGUGGGUGUUGGUUUGGAUGUUCUGACCAUCUUCUUCUUCUUCUUUUCCCUCGCUCUCUCGCUGUCUGUCGGUGAGGUGGCAGUGUAGGUUUAACUGGUGAGAGUAGAUCACUGAGAGAUGGGUCUUCUAACUGUAACAUAUGCGGCUGCUUUUACACCAUUUGCAACUUAUUUUCUUUUCCCAUCUGUUUC